This is a messenger RNA of Volvox carteri f. nagariensis, 1122 nucleotides long. RefSeq lists its product as uncharacterized. The record is from RefSeq and is a predicted model, not a curated record. NCBI's taxonomy places the organism in Eukaryota, Viridiplantae, Chlorophyta, Chlorophyceae, Chlamydomonadales, Volvocaceae. The transcript is spliced from 10 exons. Gene Ontology annotation, cellular component: mitochondrion. Gene Ontology annotation, biological process: translation. Bases 322 to 1122 code for a protein of 266 amino acids. Gene Ontology annotation, molecular function: ribosomal large subunit binding.
GAAUCCUUAAAGCUGGAGACCUUGAGCACCGUUUCUGCAAUGUCAGGAUGGACUGGCUUCAUCAUCCAUAAGUUCAAUCGCCGCAUCGGACAGAAGGCCAUACACCGCCGCUCAUCAUUCCGCUGGUUCGGAAAGAGCACCUGGCAAACCCCAACAGAUAGCCCAACAUACCACCAAGAAGGGAAACGGAGUCGCCCUAAAUUGCCAUAAAGCCUGAGACGCAUCAGGUGUACGGCCCCUAUUUGGAACUGGAUCUUUUUGGCAAGUUAUUCAGUUUUACGUAUCGUAGAGUGCGAAAGUAUCGGAUCUGACAGUUGCCAGAUGUAUGGACACAUAAGAACGGCCUCCUGCCUUCUGGCGUGCGUCGCGAGGGUGCCCAGCCACGUCGCGAGCAGGCAUGGCUGGGAGCAUGUGUGCCUUUCUGCCGAGGCGAGCUGUGCGCCAGCAGACGAGGCACCCGAAGAUGUCUUCCAGCUGUCCAACGGACCUGGUGGAGGUUCCAAGCACCGGGGGGCCGGGCGAGACAAGGGGGCUGCGGCCGUGGGGGAGGAGGCGCCCCUGGAGUUUGACUUGGCGCCAUUUGUCAGCCAAAUGCGGUCCGCCCUGGAGCACUACCAAAAGGAGUUGGCGGGUAUUCGUACAGGUCGGGCGUCCCCAGGCCUGCUGGAGGGGGUGAUGGUGGGGGAGAGCAGUCACGGAAAACACGUACCUGUACGGGCACUGGGGACCGUCGUGGUGCGAAACCCACAUCUGCUCGUGGUAGAGGUGUACAACCCGCAGGAUGCUCAGCCGUUGGCUGAAGCCAUUCAGAGCUCGCCCCUCAAACUGCAGGCCCGAGUGGAGGGUCUCGAAGUGCUUGUGGAGGUACCCAGACUGACUAUGGACAUGGUCGAGCGCAUGGUGCGACUGGCCGGUCAGGAGGCGGAGGCAGCUAGGGCCGAGGUACGACGAGCCCGGCAUAAGGCCCUGGAUCUGGCCAAGCGAGUGGCGGCGGGAGGGGGAGUGAGUAAGGAGGAGACGAAGAGGCGGGAGGUGCAGGUCCAGGUGGCCACAGACAAACACAUCGCGGAGGUGGAUGCGCUGCUCCGGGCCAAAGAAACGGAACUUCGGGAGAAGCACUGA